This is a messenger RNA of Aureobasidium pullulans EXF-150, 1008 nucleotides long. RefSeq lists its product as uncharacterized. The transcript has 2 exons. The coding region runs from base 1 to 711 and encodes 236 amino acids. The record is from RefSeq and is a predicted model, not a curated record. Lineage: Eukaryota; Fungi; Ascomycota; Dothideomycetes; Dothideales; Saccotheciaceae.
AUGCGCGCACUUACAGUCCGCCAAAUCGCUCCCUUCAGACACAAUGUCCACGCCCACUUCAGUGAAGAGACUCUGCAAAAGUGUGUUACUCUGACCACUCUGAAGCUCGCUGCAUACCACAUGGGCAGCCCCAAGGGUCUGAGACUCCUCGCUACCUUCGAGGUCGCUGAGCUUUUCAAGCAAGGCAUCUUCUUCGUUGCCAAGGAUGUUAUUCAGGUCCAGGAGACGUGGUACGGCCAGGCCAUGGAAGUCGCCCGUGCCAUCAACGACUACCCCAUGGGUCCCUCCGAGAUCAUGGAAGUCACACAGGCUGUCAACAACUUCCUCAUGGGUCCAGCAAAGGCCGACGCUCACGAAUACCUUACCCCCGGAUACAUCUCCCUCCCUGACAUCCACAAGCCUGAGGUCAACGUGCCCACUAAGAACAACAAAUCCUUCGCCAACUACAAUACCCCUGAGUACAACUCACAUGUCGCCACUCACAAGCCUAAGGCCAACGAGCCUACCGGAAACACCAGAAGCCUCGCCGCUGAAGCAUUCCAUACCAACACAAACAUGAACCAGAACUACCUCUUCGAUGCUGUUCACUCACGCAACAACACUGGAAUCUUUACCAGCUCCAAGGUCGCAGACGCUGUCAGAGACGAAAUGUGCACCUUCGUCAUUCCUCAGCUCAAGAAAGUCAAGAUGACUCGCCCCGAGGAACCUUGAAUAUCUUACAAAGACAGCGAUGGAGGUUCAUCGACGAGAACUCUAUUCAGCUCACAACAGCGUACAAUCACUUGAUGACUACAUGAUUGGCCCGCGCAAAGAACAACAGCCUUUGAGUUGCGAAAGUAGAAGCAUGGAGAACGCAGAAGAAGACAAUCACUUGAUGAAGGCCUACAAGACGCCCAGACGCCGUCACUUUGGAAGUGGCUUGCGUAGAAAGAAGGAAGGCACACAUCGACGCUUCUCGGAGAGACCUUGAGUACCACGAGAACGAAGGAAGUUUAAUAAGCAAACGAG